This is a messenger RNA of Quercus robur (English oak), 1784 nucleotides long. RefSeq names its product aspartate aminotransferase, chloroplastic. Gene Ontology annotation, biological process: biosynthetic process; amino acid metabolic process. The record is from RefSeq and is a predicted model, not a curated record. Gene Ontology annotation, molecular function: pyridoxal phosphate binding; transaminase activity. Lineage: Eukaryota; Viridiplantae; Streptophyta; Magnoliopsida; Fagales; Fagaceae. The transcript has 12 exons. The coding region runs from base 142 to 1542 and encodes 466 amino acids.
CAACCAACUAAUACUACAUCAGCAUUCAGCAAUUUUAUAAACAAACGAAACGAUCCUUCUAAACUCCGAGAGUGAGUUCCACUUCCACUUCCACAUCAAACUUCGAAUUCACACGCUCAAAAUUUCUCUAAUUAAAUCCACAUGACUUCGACUUCGACGAUGCUCUCUCUAGCUUCGGCCCCUCCAACUGCCUCACUUUCAGUUCAUGAAAACCUGAAGGGAAGAUUGAAGCUUGGAGGUGGUAGCUUGAGCUUCAACAAGGAGAAAGCCAAUCCCUUUAUUAACACAAAGUCUUUCAGUCGGAUAUCUAUGGUUGCAGCAGUUAAGGUUUCUCGUUUUGAAGGAGUAACGAUGGCUCCUCCCGAUCCAAUUCUUGGAGUUUCUGAAGCUUUUAAAGCAGACAACGAUGAAAAGAAGCUCAACCUUGGAGUUGGGGCCUAUCGAACAGAGGAGCUACAACCUUAUGUGCUGAAUGUUGUUAAGAAGGCGGAGAAUCUUAUGGUGGAAAGGGGAGAAAACAAAGAGUAUCUCCCAAUCGAAGGCUUGGCUGCAUUUAAUAAGGUGACUGCGGAGUUGUUAUUUGGAGCCAGCAACCCUGUAAUAAAGGAACAAAGAGUGGCUACUGUUCAAGGUCUUUCAGGAACUGGUUCUCUUCGACUAGCUGCAGCUCUGAUUGAACGAUAUUUUCCUGGAGCAAAGGUUCUAAUAUCAUCUCCAACUUGGGGUAAUCACAAGAAUAUUUUCAAUGAUGCUAGAGUUCCAUGGUCUGAAUAUCGAUACUAUGAUCCAAAAACAGUUGGUUUGGACUUUGAUGGGAUGAUAGCUGACAUAAAGGCUGCCCCAGAAGGAUCUUUUGUGUUACUUCAUGGCUGUGCUCACAAUCCAACUGGCAUUGAUCCAACACCUGAACAGUGGGAGAAAAUUGCUGAUGUCAUUCAGGAGAAGAACCAUAUACCAUUUUUUGAUGUUGCAUACCAGGGAUUUGCUAGUGGAAGCCUUGAUACUGAUGCAGGAUCUGUGAGAUUGUUUGCUGCGCGUGGGAUGGAACUCCUGGUUGCCCAGUCAUACAGUAAAAAUUUGGGUCUUUAUGCAGAAAGGAUUGGAGCAAUCAAUGUUGUCUGCACAUCAGCAGAUGCAGCAGCAAGGGUAAAGAGCCAACUGAAAAGGCUUGCUCGACCGAUGUACUCCAAUCCUCCUAUUCAUGGGGCCAAAAUUGUUGCCAAUGUUGUUGGGGACCCAACUCUCUUCAACGAAUGGAAAGCAGAAAUGGAAAUGAUGGCUGGAAGGAUAAAGAACGUGAGACAGAAACUAUAUGAUAGCCUCACUGCAAAAGAUAAGAGUGGAAAGGAUUGGUCGUUUAUACUUAAGCAGAUUGGCAUGUUCUCAUUCACAGGCUUGAACAAAGCUCAGAGUGACAAUAUGACAAAUAAGUGGCAUGUGUACAUGACAAAAGAUGGAAGGAUAUCAUUGGCUGGAUUAUCUUUGGCCAAAUGCGAGUACCUUGCGGAUGCCAUCAUUGAUUCAUUCCACAAUGUCAGUUGAGAUGAAUGGAUAAUUAGCUACACACAUGAGAAACACAGCUUUAAAAUUUUUGGAGAGUCUUAUAUUCAACAUUUUUGUUCCCCUUUUUGCGAAAUGAUUUGAAUUUCUCCAAGUCUAAUAAUAUUCAAUGGAGUUGCUUAAUGGAUUGACAAUAAUCCUGUAAUAAUGUAUGCUUUUGCAUGUCAGACAUUUUUGUAUUGUCAAGUCCAAUUUAAGGCAAUUUGUUAGAUCUAUUGUUGAAA